Messenger RNA from Cavenderia fasciculata, 1704 nucleotides. It is a transcript of the gene pabpc1A, whose product is annotated as RNA-binding region RNP-1 domain-containing protein. Gene Ontology annotation, molecular function: RNA binding. Lineage: Eukaryota; Evosea; Eumycetozoa; Acytosteliales; Cavenderiaceae. The record is from RefSeq and is a predicted model, not a curated record. Bases 1 to 1704 code for a protein of 567 amino acids. Gene Ontology annotation, cellular component: ribonucleoprotein complex. The transcript is spliced from 3 exons.
AUGGCUGCCUCAUUCUCCUCUUCAUCACUCUAUGUUGGUGACCUCCACCAAGACGUAACUGAUUCCCAAUUGUUUGAAAUUUUCAACCAAGUUGGUCCAGUUGCCAAUCUUAGAAUCUGUCGUGAUACCACCACCCGUCGUUCCCUCAACUAUGCCUACGUCAACUACCACAACCCAGCUGAUGCUGAACGUGCUUUGGACACCUUGAACAAUACCUUGGUCAAGGGUAAGGCUUGUCGUAUCAUGUGGUCUCAAAGAGACCCAUCACUCAGAAAGUCAGGAGUUGGAAACAUUUUCAUCAAAAACCUCGACAAGUCUGUUGAUCACAAGGCCCUCUUUGACACAUUCUCUGCCUUUGGCAACAUUUUGUCAUGCAAGGUCGUCACUGACGAGACCAACGUCUCCAAGGGAUUCGGUUUUGUUCACUAUGAAAGCCAAGACUCUGCCGACAAGGCCAUCAUGAAGGUCAACGGUAUGAUCAUCAAUGACCAAAAGGUAUUUGUCGGACCAUUCAAGUCGAGCAAGGAACGCGGACAAACCCAAGAGCUCAAGUACACCAACGUCUACGUCAAGAACCUCUCUGAGGACGUCAACGAAGAAGAGUUGCGUGACUUGCUCGUGCCAUACGGCAAGAUCACCAACCUCACCAUAAUGAGUGAUGAAAAGAGCAAGAGCAAGGGCUUUGGUUUUGCCAACUUUGAGACACCAGACGAAGCCAAGAACUGCGUCGAAGCCGAGAAUGGCAAGCUCUUCCACGGCAAGGUCAUCUAUGUUGGUCGUGCCCAAAAGAAGAUGGAGCGUGAAGCCGAGCUCAAGCACAAGUUUGAGACCAAGUACCAAGGCGUCAACCUCUACAUCAAGAACAUCGACGACUCGAUCGACUCGGACAAGUUGCGUUCCACCUUUGCCGCCUACGGAACAAUAACCUCGGCCAAGGUCAUGCGUGACGACAAGUCAACCUCGUCCAAGGGAUUCGGUUUUGUCUGCUACACCACCCCAGACGAAGCCUCCAAGGCUGUCGCCGAGAUGCACGGUCGUAUGGUCGGAAACAAGCCACUCUACGUCGCCUUUGCCCAACGCAAGGAGAUCCGUCGUCAACACCUUGAAGCCCAACACAACAAGUUCAAGGGCAACCGUAUCCAACCCGUCCCAUCCAUGUACGCCGGUGGACCAAUGUUCUACAACCAAGGCAUGCCAGUCGUCUACCCACAAAUGAUGCCACGUCCACGUCCAGGAUGGAACCAACCGGUCCCACAAGGCCAAGGUUACCCAAUGCAACCAAACUACCCCAUCCGUAACCAACGUGGUCCAGGUGGUGCUCCAAACCACCCACGUGGUCCAGGUGGUGCUCCAAACCAACGUCCACGCGGUCCAAUGGAUCCAAACCAACAGGUUCCACAAGCUGCCAACCCACAACCAACCCCCGCCCCAGCCACUGCCCAAGAAGCCGUCGCCGUCCCAUCCGAACAACCACAAAUCACCUUGGAAUACGUCGAAGCCUUGCCACGUGAGCAACAAAACCCAUUCCUCGGAGAGUUGCUCUACCCACUCAUCCACGCCUCCCAACCAGAUGCUGCCGGUAAGAUCACUGGUAUGUUGUUGGACUCCCUCACCGUUCAAGAAUUGUUCGAGCUCGCCCAAAGAGCCGACAAGCUUGGAGAAAAGAUCAAGGAAGCUUUGGAAGUUCUCUCUGUUUCACAAUAA